Molecule: messenger RNA, 1728 nt
Organism: Parnassius apollo (apollo)
Lineage: Eukaryota; Metazoa; Arthropoda; Insecta; Lepidoptera; Papilionidae
Source: the annotation of a GenBank genome assembly
AUGAUCAUGUUUUUAUUAUUCAUGGAUCCUUUACAUAAUUUUAUCGUACGAGAAUUACGUACAAUACAAAAAGAUGUAAAGUGGUUCAUCCACGAUUUUACUUAUACUGACGGAGCGCAAGCCAACGAGGCGAGACUAGUAAAUAUAGCCCAGGGGCCCGUGCGAGGAUAUAAGGAACAAAAUGAUACUUUGUUUGCAUUUUAUGGCAUACCGUACGCAACAGCACCAACAGGGGAUGACAAAUUCAAGGCACCGCUUCCUCCGCCGCAAUGGACAGAACCAUUCGAGGCCGUCAAUAAAUAUGUAGUUUGCCCACAAAUUGUAUAUAUGUCUUUGGGAAUAGAUCUCAUACAACAGGAAGACUGCCUAAUCGCCAAUAUAUACGUGCCUGACACGGAAGAAAAGAAUUUACCUGUGGUCGUACAUGUUCACGGAGGGGCAUAUCAAGUGGGAUAUGGCAACUUAAUGACGGCAAAACAACUUAUUAAAGAUAAGAAUAUCAUUAUAGUUAACUUCAAUUACCGUCUCGGUGCACAUGGUUUUCUAUGCCUAGGCACGGAAGAUGUGCCUGGCAAUGCUGGUAUGAAGGACCAAGUGGCGUUGUUUCGCUGGGUGAAAGAAAAUAUUGCCAGUUUUGGUGGAAACCCUGAUGAUGUUACAAUCAAUGGAUUUAGUGCAGGUUCAUCGUCGGUUGAUCUUCAUCUUGUUUCGCCGAUGACCAAAGGUCUCUUUAAUAAGGUUAUACCUGAAAGUGGAGCAAGUCUCUCUGUUUUUAGUGUUCAAACAGACCCAGUCGAAAAUGCUUGGAAAUAUGCGAAGAUGCUUAACUAUACAAAUGAGAACAAUGAUAUUUAUGAUUUAGAAUUUUUUUAUAAAUCAGCAUCAUACGAAACCUUAACCUCUAUUAAUAUUUUAAAUGAGCCCGAUUCUACGUUUUAUUUUGUACCUUGUGUUGAAAGAGAACAAGGUGAGGAAAGAUUUCUUGACGAUGCUCCAUUGAAAAUUUUAAAAAGUGGUCGCAAUCAUAAACUACCAAUGUUAUUUGGAUUUGCUGAAAUGGAAGGAUUAUUUAGAGUGCCGCUUUUUGAAACAUGGUUUAGUAAAAUGAAUGAAAAUUUUGCCGAUUUCCUGCCUGGUGACCUUAAGUUUUCAAACUUAAAAGAAAAAGAAGAAGUCGCGCAGAGAAUCAAAGAGUUUUAUUUUGGUAAAAAACCAGUUAGCAAGGAAACCAUAUUCAGAUAUAUAGAUUAUUUUACAGAUGUAAUAUUUGCGUAUGGCACACUAAAGUCUGUUCAGUUACAAGUGGAAUCUGGGAACAAAGAUAUAUAUCUAUAUGAGUAUUCCUUUGUGGAUGAUAAUGUACCGUUAGUGCCGCAUACAUUUGUGCGUGGUGCUAACCACUGUGCCCAAUCAAUGGCUGUAGGCGAUGGAUUUUUCUUAAAUGCAGAAACUGAAACAAUCGAUUUUAUAAACAUGAAGCAAGUGAUGAGAAAAUUAUGGUACAACUUUAUUACAACAGGAAAACCGGUUGCAGAAGGUUCAGAUCUUCCAACGUGGCCGCCUACCGAUGCAAACGGUGGUCCUCAUAUGUCACUCGAUAAAACGAUGAAGCUGCGAGGACCUCUGAUACAGCAAAGAUUUCUUUUUUGGGAUGCUAUUUAUGAUAAAUAUUAUGCAAUGCCAACCGCACCCGCUCCUCCAAGACCAAAAACUAAAACUAAAUUAUAA